Helianthus annuus (common sunflower) is the source of this 2275-nucleotide messenger RNA. RefSeq names its product U-box domain-containing protein 19. Gene Ontology annotation, cellular component: nucleus; cytoplasm. Gene Ontology annotation, biological process: protein ubiquitination. Gene Ontology annotation, molecular function: ubiquitin-protein transferase activity; protein binding. The record is from RefSeq and is a predicted model, not a curated record. The coding region runs from base 1 to 2076 and encodes 691 amino acids. The transcript has a single exon. Lineage: Eukaryota; Viridiplantae; Streptophyta; Magnoliopsida; Asterales; Asteraceae.
AUGCUUACAACAUUCGACCAAACCACUCGCCGGAUUCUCCACUUUCCGGCGGUUUUUCCAUGCCAAAAUGUCAACCCAACAACUCUUCUUCACUCCAUACUCUCCCUUUCCAACUCCAUCACCAAAUACCAGCCCGAAUUCUUCCCUACACAACGUCGUAACGCCCGCGAGGCGAUACGACAAGUUACAAUCCUCUCAAUGUUCGUCAAUGAAAUCAUUAACCAAGACGUAUCCAGUUUACCAGAUUCCGCAAUACUUUGUUUUUGUGAACUUCACUAUUCGUUCCAGAAGAUUGAAUUUCUACUCAAAGACUGCACACGCAGCGGAGCUAGACUUUACAUUUUGAUGAAAUCACACGUCGUAACGAACCAGUUUUUGACAGUUAUACGCGCUAUUGCGACCACGCUUGAUAUCCUGCCGUUGAGUUUGUUCAAAGUGUCACAAGAUGUUGAAGAAAUGGUGGAUAUGGUUAAGAAGCAAGCGAGUACAACUACAACAAGUGUUGUACUCGAUCGGGAUGAUGAGUAUGUUGUUGUUAAACGAUUCGCCCUGAUUUUGAACCGGUUUGAAAACCGGUUCGAGCCUGAUCCGAUUAUGAUCAGGCAAGCGCUGUGUCAUAUUCGGAUCAGUAGCUGGAGCGAGUGUCAUAACGAAGUUAUGUUUUUGAACGAAGAGAUUUCGUUAUGUUUGUUAGAAAAUAAUGGGAGUGACUUGCAUUUAUUGCAUGGUUUAGCUGGAUUCAUGCAGUAUUGCAGGGGAGUUUUGUUUGAAAACUCUUCUGUUGAGAAUAUGCAUUACCAAAUUUACCACUCCAACGAAAAGGAUGAACUAAACCUUAGUUGUUUAAACCCGGAGGAUUUUCGGUGUCCGAUUUCUCUGGAAUUGAUGAUGGAUCCAGUGACUGUUUCCACCGGUCAGACAUACGAUCGGGUUUCGAUUCAAAAAUGGCUGAAUUCGGGCAACUUAAUAUGCCCGAAAACCGGGGGGAAACUAGCAACAACCGAGCUAGUCCCCAAUUCGAAUCUUCGAAAAGUUAUUCGACAAUAUUGCAUUGGUCAUGGAGUUUCGGUGUCGAGGUUUCAAAUGCAUAACCGAGAUAUAUCCUCAACGAGUCUCCCCGGUAGUGUAGCAUCCGCGGAAGCAAUCAAACUCUUGAGUGAAUAUCUAGUGAGAAGAUUGUGUAACGGGACGGCGAAACAGAAGAACAGCGCAGCUUAUGAAAUAAGAUUACUCGCGAAAUCGAGUAUUUUUAAUCGAUUUUGUUUGAUCGAAGCGGGCGUGAUCCCUCCGCUGUUAACAUUACUUUUGUCAUCAGAUUCAACCAUUCAAGAAAACGCCAUUGCGGGUUUACUCAAGCUAUCGAAACAUUCGAAUGGGAAGAAAACUGUUAUCAAUCACAACGGCCUGAGUUCGAUCGUAUCCGUGUUAAGAAACGGAUUGACACAAGGAUGUAAACAGGCCGCAGCCGCUACAAUCUUUUACUUAUCAUCCAUUCAAACAAACCGAAAGCUUAUCGGAGAAAUCCCAGAAGCUAUUCCGGCUCUGAUCGAACAGGUCAGAGCCGGAACAUCUUGUGGGAGAAAGAACUCAUUAGCCGCGCUAUUCUUGAUCCUCCUAGAACCGAGAAACCACAAAACCGCGCUCUCGUUGGGGAUCAUUCCUUUACUAUCCACUCUCAUUUCCACUUCAGAAAAACCCGAAAUUGUUAUGGAUUCAUUGUCAGUUGUGGCUGCAUUAGCCGAAAGCUUCGAUGGGUCUGAUAGAAUCUUGAAAGAUCUAUCGUUGUCAUUGAUCAUCAACACUCUAAAGAAAUCCGCUUCGAAAGAGUGUUGUGUGACUUGUGUCUCAAUCUUGCUAGCGUUGAGCAACAAUUGGGGAGACAAAGUGAUUGCAGUUUUGGCAAGUGAACCUAAUUUGAUGAGUUUGUUGUACUCGUUAUCAGUAACCGCGGGUUCACAGGCGGGCAAGAAGGCUCGAGCAUUGUUUCGAAUCGUGAACAGGUUCCUUGUGACUAGCGGUUUGGGUUCGAUGGUUAACUGGGAUUCAUCAAGAUUUGAACCAGUUCGUUCUUGUUAGUUUAGAUCUUUGUGUUUUAAUUUUGUUAGUCAUGAAGCUCAAUUUUUGAAGGAGCUAUAUAUGCAUUGUGUAAAAUAUAGAUAAACAUUUGUUUUGAACGUUUUAGGUUUUGCAUAGAUGAAAUAGUUGAUUUUUUGGAACAACUAUUUCAUAAGUGGUUGUUAAGUUGGAACUUAUUUUACCAACUAUAGACACAAAU